This is a messenger RNA of Polistes dominula (European paper wasp), 2375 nucleotides long. Its product is annotated as lethal (3) 04053. NCBI's taxonomy places the organism in Eukaryota, Metazoa, Arthropoda, Insecta, Hymenoptera, Vespidae. The record is from RefSeq and is a predicted model, not a curated record. Gene Ontology annotation, biological process: regulation of cytokinesis; positive regulation of cilium assembly; positive regulation of protein localization to cilium. Gene Ontology annotation, cellular component: ciliary basal body; early endosome; midbody.
AUAUAUAUACAUGUAUAUAUAUUUAUUUAUAAAAAAUUUGAUUGCACAUUUAAAAAAAAUAUGAAAAUAAAAUAUAAAUGCGCGUGCGUUGCGGCGAGUUGUAAAAUAGUAAGGAACCCAACCUUAUCUGAUAAAAUCGUGACAGACGUCAAGUGCGAUUCUGUUUCGUACUUGAUCAGUUAGAAACUCGAAUGAUUCGUUUGUUUGGAAAAGGAAAUACAAAAGAGACAAUGGCUGGACGUAAAAAAGCUGAUAGAUCGUCUAGAUCGGUAUCUAAAAAUACAAGACAACAUAAUUCAGAUGCAAUGUUUCCAUCAUUAUCAUCAUCCGACGAAGACGAUCAGCUGUCUGGAAGACGCGACAGAACCAUAACUCAGGAUCACCCAAGUAGAAAUCGCAUUGUUGAAAAUGAUCAACAGACAGGUCAAGAUGUUUCACGUCGUGAAGAAAAUCCAUUUAGUUUUAAACACUUUUUAAAAGGUGAAAGUCAAACUAAUUAUUACAAGACCGGUGCAAGGCCAAAGAUUUAUUCAUCAUCUGCUACGAGUCCUAACAAUGUUGAAAAAGACACCGGUGGUGUAUAUUCUAGAAAUCCAACUGAACUACCUGAUUUUGUACAAGAUCAUUUAGUCAUAGAACAAUGCUACUUAAAUCAUGUAUUUGCUCAACCAACUAUACCUGAAGUUGAUAAUCUACCUGAUUUUGCAUUGAACAGUGUAGAACAAAGGCAACCACGGCAAAGAAAUGAUUCGAAAAAGACACAACCACAAUUAUUGCCAGAUAUUCCUUUUGAUCUUACUGGUUCGAUAGACAAAGCUAUAUCUCAUAAUGAUUAUUUUCUUUCUAAUGCUACCUGUUCGAAUAGCAUCAAUAUACCUGUAUUCAACGCUGUUGAUAACAUUGUUGAGACAUCUGAGUCAGCAUCAGACUCUGGUGAACCAGAAGUUAGUAAUAAUGUUGUUACUAGAGAUUGCACGCCUACAACUGAUUCAAACUUACCAAAAUUAUUACCAGAUUUUUUAAAUGAUGGCCCAAUUCAUAGUAGAACGAAUCUUUCCAAUGAUAUUGGAUCUAAUUCGCAACCUAAUAUGGUAGAAUCAACAGAACGAAGGCUUUUAUUAGAAAAUGAUAGGCUAAGGCAAGAAUUGGACUCGGCUCAUAGAAAAAUUAAUGAAAAAUCAAUUAGAAUUGUAAUGUUAGAAGCAGAAUUGGCUUCUAGAAAAGAAGUGGAUUACGAAGAAACUGCACAUCUUGAAAAAGCGGUGGAACAAGUUGAAGAUAAUUUAAAACGUAGUACGAAAAGAGCGCUUAGCGCAGAAAAUACAGUAACAUCGUUAAAAAAAGAAAUUAGGACAUUAACGUCAGAGCUAUCGUCAUUACGAUUGGAAAAUAAGAAACUUAGAUCUGCCAUUAAUGAUAACAAAAAGAACGAAUGUGAUGAAUCUUCUGAGAACAUAGAUAGAACUGUACGAAGACUUGCAGGUGAAUUAAGGACUGCUGCAUCAACGGCUGAAAUCUCAUUGAGACAAUUGAUGUCUGGAGUGGAGAAUCUAAGGGUACUUGCAUCUACCCUUGAAAAUGUGGACAGAAUAGAAGAAGAAGAUACGACCACCAAAGAUUUCAUGAACGAUUCGGAUGAUGAUUAUAAUGCUGCUGAUCCUCGAUCUUAAAAAAAGAGAUCUUAUUUAAAUCGUAUUAACUUUAUCAUAAUACAAAUCUAUCAUACCUCUCUUUUUUAUAUUCACCACACAACCAACGCUAAGUUCCUCAUGCUCUAUCGCAAUAAUAGUGGCGAGCAUAUACAUUUGCGUCGAUUGAUAAUUUAGAAUCAAAUUGUGUAAUAUGUUAUUUAUGACGUGUUUGUUGUACUUUUAUAUUAGUUAAGAAUAGAUUCUAAAAAAUGCAUUUAAAAUUUCGACACAUAAAACGAACGAAUGAACGAACGAACAGCAGAGGUACAUGGGGGACGUACGACGAGAGAGAGAGAGAGAGACAAGUAAAAUGUUUUGUUUAUCUUUAAAUAAUUGAGAUAACUCUGUUGAUAUAUUAACUACAGUUAAGUAAUCGCCAAUUAGGCGUUAAUUAAGGGAUAUAAACAAACAGGUGUUAUAUUUUUCAUAUACAUAUUUUUGAGUACGACCAAAAUGACAGUGUAAGUACGUACCUCUUAUCAUCAUAUUGAUAACGCAUAAUUAACGUUGAUUAUUCGUGCAACGCAAUUUUUAAUGAUAAUCGUUUUAAUAAAUACACGCUGAUCCAACGAGGAUUUCAGUAAUUAAUUUAUUAUAAUAUCGCGCCAAAAUGUUAGCUAAUUACAGCAUCAUAAUAUUCAUUAUGUGCAAUUGCUUUGAAUUUAUAAUUCAAAAAAAAAAAAA